UCUAGAAAGUAUUUAUAAUAGCUUUCCUCUCCCCUUUUGAGAGUGUUCUUGCAAUUCCGUAGCAAUUCCUCCACGAUUUCCACUCACAAAUAACAAAUCCCAUUCCUUUCAAUCCGCUCAAAAGACAAACACAAGCAACGAGAAAGCAAUAGAUACAUAUAUAUUUAUACACACACACAUAGAAUCAUAUACCCAUCAAUGAGCAGGCCUCCGCGGGUUACUUGUGAACUCAUUCAGUGACUCGCAGAUUAAGCUAGCAUAUUUGCUAUGGCUCAAGAUAGUUCAGCUGAAUCAGAUAAGCGGAAACCUGGUCUUUUGAAAGAUCAAGUUCGGUUGGUUAAGAGGAAAGAUUCUGAUCGUUAUGAGAUUGUCCCUUUACAAGAUCCUUUGUCAUUUGAGAAGGGUUUCUUCAUCGUUAUCCGUGCAUGUCAAUUGUUAGCCCAAAAGAAUGAUGGACUAAUAUUAGUAGGGUUAGCUGGUCCAUCUGGAGCUGGGAAGACUGUAUUUACUGAAAAAAUACUCAACUUUAUGCCCAGUAUCGCAGUCAUAUCAAUGGACAACUACAAUGAUUCUACUCGAAUUAUUGACGGGAACUUCGAUGAUCCACGCUUGACGGACUAUGACACUUUACUCAGGAAUAUCCAUGAUCUAAAGGCAGGGAAGCCGGUUGAGAUUCCCGUAUAUGAUUUCAAGUCAAGUUCCCGCACAGGAUACAGGACUCUUGGUGUUCCGAGCUCCCGGAUUGUGGUUAUUGAGGGUAUUUAUGCAUUGAGUGAAAAGUUGCGGCCUUUACUGGAUCUCAGAGUAUCCGUUACAGGUGGAGUACACUUUGACCUUGUUAAAAGGGUGUUGCGUGACAUACAACGUGCUGGACAAGAACCAGAAGAAAUAAUCCACCAGAUUUCUGAAACGGUAUAUCCAAUGUACAAGGCUUUUAUUGAACCAGAUCUUCAAACAGCCCAUAUAAGAAUCAUCAACAAGUUCAACCCAUUUACAGGAUUCCAAUCUCCUACUUACAUUUUGAAGUCAUUAAAGAAUGUGACAGUGGAUCAAAUCAAAGCUGUCAUGUUGGAAGAGCACACAGAAACCGUGGAGCAGACUUAUGACAUUUAUCUUUUACCACCUGGUGAAGAUCCAGAAUCAUGCCAAUCAUAUUUGAGGAUGCGGAACAAAGACGGAAAGUACAAUCUCAUGUUUGAGGAAUGGGUUUCAGAUUCUCCAUUUGUCAUAUCACCAAGAAUAACUUUUGAAGUCAGUGUGCGGCUUCUUGGUGGCCUGAUGGCAUUGGGAUACACAAUAGCAGCUAUCCUAAAAAGAAGUAGCCAUGUAUUCUCCGAUGAAAGGGUGUGUGUGAAAAUUGAUUGGCUAGAACAACUGGACCGCCACUAUGUUCAGGUGCAAGGAAAAGAACGCCUACUUGUGAAGUCUGUGGCCGAGCAGUUGGAAUUGGAAGGGUCAUACGUUCCUCGUACGUAUAUAGAACAAAUACAACUGGAAAAGCUUGUAAAUGAGGUUAUGGCAUUACCAGAUGAUUUAAAGACAAAGCUUAGCAUAGAUGAUGAUUUGGUUGCAAGCCCGAAAUUGGCACUUUCUCGAGCCUCAGCAGAUAUGGUGGCCAUGAGAAAUAAGAAUCUCAAGAGUACUUUGCCGCAUACAUAUUCCACGCAAAGGGACAAAAACCUGUCCAAGCUAGCUGUGUAUUCUGUUGAUACUCGAAGGUUUGAAGACAGGACAACGGAAUCAUCAGCAACACUAGCAAGCCAGGGAGCGAUUGCGCAGCUGUCUGAGCAAAUUUCCACACUUAAUGACCGAAUGGACGAGUUUACCUCCCGGAUUGAAGAACUCAAUUCCAAGUUAACUAGCAAGAGAGUUUCUUCCAGCCCACAAAACAUGGCUCUGCAAUCUGAAGCCUGCAACGGGUCUGCUCCGACUUCUUACUUCAUAUCUGGUUUAGGCAACGGUUCCUUGACUGGAUCUAUAAUGCCUAAUUCCUUGUCUUCCUCCCAGUUAGCAAAGGAGUAUCCCUUAAUGGAAGAGAUUUCAAAUAUUACCAGGGGACAACGCCAAAUCAUGCAUCAGUUAGAUAAUCUUGCAAAUCGUCUCUGUGAGAACUUGAGAGAGAAGCCACAGCAAGCAAGAACGGAGAGGAGAAGCAUAAUGCCAGACAUUGAACCGAAUACGGUUUGUUUGAUUCUAACUUUAGCCGCCGGUGGUUUGGGCAUCUUUUUGUUCAAGGCCUUUCUACCGCGAAAUUGACCUCUUAUAGCAAUUAACGCUAAAAUCUCGGAUUCUCUGUGUUUAACCUUUUACUGUUCUACCCUUCAUAUCGGAAUGAUACGUCAGAUAGCAGGAGGCAAAUAACUUCUUUCGGGUUUUGUCUUUUUUUUUUUAGGGUCAAAGAAAGUUGUUCUUUGGCAAAUUUUGGUAUCGGUAUGAGUCUCAAAAGUCCUAGUAGAAAUGUUUUUCCUAUCAGCUCUUUACAAUUUCAACCAAUACAAGUAUUGAAGAAGCAUACCCCUGUCAUUGUUAGUUCUUGAUGUCCUUUGGAAUGCCAAGGACUAUUUGAUCAAAUGUAUCGCUUGACAAGUGCCUGAUUAUUCUGCUUUUCGUAAUGACGACUGAUAGGUUCUGAAUGCAA
Molecule: messenger RNA, 2638 nt
Organism: Rhododendron vialii
Lineage: Eukaryota; Viridiplantae; Streptophyta; Magnoliopsida; Ericales; Ericaceae
Product: inorganic pyrophosphatase TTM2
Exons: 12
Coding region: 268-2256 (662 amino acids)
Cellular component (GO): cytoplasm
Molecular function (GO): kinase activity; ATP binding
Source: RefSeq, a predicted model, not a curated record